CCUGGGCCUCUUUUGCAAUCUGACUUUUGUCCAUAUACCUACUCUAUUUGUUAGCGCAACCUAGCACGCCAUGUUUGGGAGGAGCAGCGGGCUCGAUGCACUCCUCGAACGACCACGACCGAGUACAUUGCAACAAUUCAUCAGAGAACCCUGCAUAUUCCUAGUAACAAAACUCUACAAAUGGCGUCGGACUAUGGGUUUCGAGCCUAUCAACCCUAUCGCUGUCGUCUGCAUCUCAGAUACCCACAACAGCCAGCCAUCAGACAUACCUGCUGGUGAAAUAUUAAUCCACGCCGGCGACAUAACGCAAACCGGCACCCUGAAAGAAAUCCACGCGUCCCUUGAUUGGCUUAACUCCUUACCGCAUCCUUUCAAGGUCCUCAUUGCGGGUAACCAUGACAUCCUGCUUGACCAUACCCAACCGCACGCCGAUCCGGCCGCACGCGCAUCUAUCAACUGGGGCAACAUCAUCUACCUCGACUCCGAAUCCACAACUAUAUCCUGCGCCAACGGUCGUCGCCUCAAAAUCUACGGCAGCCCUCUCACCCCACGCCAUGGUAACUGGGCGUUCCAAUACCCGCGCAACCAAGAUGUAUGGCAAACCAAGAUCCCCGCAGACACAGACAUACUUAUCACACACGGUCCGCCAAAAGGCCAUCUCGAUGCAGGGCACCUUGGAUGCAAAUACCUGCUUGACGAGGUAUGGCGGAAGAAGCCUAGGUUGCAUGUGUUUGGACAUGUGCAUGAUGGAUAUGGGGUGGACUGGGUACAGUUUGACGGUUUGCAAAGAGCGUACGAAAAUGCAGUUAUAGCAGGUGGAGGGCUCUGGAAUCUCGGGCGAGUGCUGUUCGAGUUCAUUGUUGCUCAUUUUACUCCCGGGAAAGAAUCUAAGGCUCUGUUUGUUAAUCCCACUAUUGUCGGGGGCCUCCGAGACGAGCAGAGGAGACGUCCGAUAACUGUGUAUGUCUAGAUCCAAUGUAGUCAUGGCAUACUUCAAGGCUUAGAAGCAC
Messenger RNA from Trematosphaeria pertusa, 1010 nucleotides. RefSeq names its product Metallo-dependent phosphatase. Bases 71 to 970 code for a protein of 299 amino acids. The record is from RefSeq and is a predicted model, not a curated record. The transcript has a single exon. Gene Ontology annotation, molecular function: hydrolase activity. NCBI's taxonomy places the organism in Eukaryota, Fungi, Ascomycota, Dothideomycetes, Pleosporales, Trematosphaeriaceae.